This is a messenger RNA of Galeopterus variegatus (Sunda flying lemur), 979 nucleotides long. RefSeq names its product binder of sperm protein homolog 1 (gene BSPH1). The transcript has 6 exons. Bases 1 to 606 code for a protein of 201 amino acids. The record is from RefSeq and is a predicted model, not a curated record. Gene Ontology annotation, molecular function: heparin binding. NCBI's taxonomy places the organism in Eukaryota, Metazoa, Chordata, Mammalia, Dermoptera, Cynocephalidae. Gene Ontology annotation, cellular component: cell surface.
AUGCCUGGUUCCCAGGGCUGCAAGGUCCUCAAGGGCAGCUCCCGACCGCCGGCCUUUGAGAGGAGGAGCAUGGCCCAGCUCGUGGGGCUUUUGUUGGCUUGGAUCUGCCUGCUUCACAGUGGGGUCGGCAUGAACUACGAAGGUGAGGAGCAACGUGACAGCGUCUUCCCUGUGUGCUGCUCCGUGCGCUCAGACUCGAGAUGCAGUGGAGGCUUCGUGGCACAGGCACCCAACAACUAUCGGCGCUACCUGGAGCUCAAGUUCGGCUCUGGAGUCAUCGAGAACCCCAAGUACCCCAACCCAGCACUCCUGAAUGAAUAUCCACCAACUAUAAAUGGUGAGUGUGUCUUCCCAUUCCAGUAUAAAAAUAAAACAUUCUAUGAUUGCAUCAAGUUCAAGGCAAAACACAAGUGGUGCUCAGUAAACGCUACUUACGAAGGAUACUGGAAGUACUGUGCCCGAGAUGACUUUGCAAAAUGUGUGUUUCCCUUCUGGUACAGACGCAUGAUCUACUGGGAAUGUACUAACGAUGGGCAUAAGUUUGGGAAAAAAUGGUGUUCACUGACCAAGAAUUAUAACAAGGACCAAGUUUGGAAAUUUUGCUGAUUGAUGGACCCGGUCUCUCAACAACAAAGCACAGUAACAACCAGCCACCCCCAAAGGUUGAACAAGAAUUUCGACCCGCUUCCCUUUUCUCUUAACCCCAACGUAUCCACAGCAUGAAAUGAAGCUGGACUUUUCUUGUCUUUGUGAAACAGAUGAGACGGAAGAGUCACGAACGAAAAGUGUGUGUGUGUGUGUGUGUGUGUCCGCCAAUGUGCAUCUUAAUUGAGGUGGAAGCACCAUAGCCGUGGGUGAGUCGUCUUUGAAAAGGUUACUGAGUGCGCUUGGUGGCUGAUGAGAGGGUACCAAUAAAACGAUGAGAAGCUGUGUUUUCCAGCAGUAAGUAAAAUAUCCUAUGUUUUAAACUCUGUUUAAA